Molecule: messenger RNA, 3844 nt
Organism: Elgaria multicarinata webbii
Lineage: Eukaryota; Metazoa; Chordata; Lepidosauria; Squamata; Anguidae
Gene: RNF43
Product: ring finger protein 43
Exons: 8
Coding region: 1271-3844 (857 amino acids)
Biological process (GO): ubiquitin-dependent protein catabolic process; Wnt receptor catabolic process
Cellular component (GO): plasma membrane
Molecular function (GO): ubiquitin protein ligase activity; frizzled binding
Source: RefSeq, a predicted model, not a curated record
CUGAAACCUGUAGGUAAGACUCAGCACACACUUUGAAAGCCGAUCGAAAUGCUUUUUGUCCGGGAUUUAUAAUAAAGCUUCCAGCUGUUAUUUAUCCCCCAUGGAUCCUUGGAGGCAGACUACAUACCAGGUUUGCACCCCACUUUAAAAUUACUUUUUCACCUUUCUUUCCUUGAUCGAACAAAUACUAUAGCUGAUAAAUGUCUAUGCCUUUUCUACUGUUAUUAAGACUUCCUGCGGAAACUAUUUCUUUUUAAUGUUUGGGACGCCUUUGCUUAUGUUUUCAGCGACACACGUCUAAAAGCAGAUAUAUUAAUUCCGAGGUUUGCACAGGAAUGGAAUAAAAAAACACACAGGUGUCUUUCUCUAGUUGUUUUUCCUGUUUGGGGCCUUUCUUAAACUUCCGAGAUCUGAAAAACACCCAAGAAAUGUCUUUUUUCUUCCAUGAAUUUUGGGACCUGCAGACUAUACCAUCUCUUUUAAAAAUGACAAAUCGAUGGAAAAUUCCAACCUAGAAAAAAAACGUUUUCAUACCCACGACCAGGUGUUGGCAUUAGAAGCAGGUAGAGAUCAAUCAAAGAAGAAGAACAUGAUGCCAGAUCUAAUUUAAGAUGAAAAAACUGCUUUGCUGCUCUCAUUCCUAAAUGGACGCCCUUUCACAGUCAUCACUGCCCUUUAAUGUCUGGCAUCAGUAGAAGAGAGGGCCGAAAAUAGUUAACAUUAUCAGCAAGGGAUAUAUGGAAAAGGCAAUUCACUGGUCAGAAGUCAACAAGGGCUGCUGAGGCCAUCUGAUAUCAGGGGGUCGGCCCUGUUUACAGUCCUAGGAUAUAAGAUCCUAAACGGAUUUGGGAAGCAGAGAUUGUCUCCCAUGGGGAGCUGUCUCUCUCAGACCCGCUCCAACACCCUUCCGAGACGGACCCCAGAGCUCUGUACGCGAUCCGUGCCCCCUUGGUUUUGCUUGCAAUGUCCGGAUUUAUCUGGAGGAGGUGGAAGAGGAGGACCUGAUCCGGGGUGCUUGUAAGCUUGUGAAGCUCAAGGCCUUCACACACGUGGCAUGAAGAAACCUUAAUAGCAAGGGGGAAGCGAGACCGACCAGGGAGAAAGGGAAGCCAGGUGGACUCGUCGUUGCUGCUGCUUUGCCCGUUGACUUACAGUUGCACGGAGGGCUUUAAUCCUCAACAAUUUUGCCUGUUGUUGGAACCUGCUGGCGGGGUGAGGACGCAUUCCUGAGCAGUAUGUGUGGCCGGAGCGCACUGCUGCAGCUGGGAGCAUGAGUGUUGGCCCCCAGCUACACCUGGCAGCCCUUUGGCCUUGGCUGCUAAUGGCUACGCUGCACAUACGGCUAGGCUACUCGGGACUGGCGCUGGCGGCAGCCAUGGAAGCCGAGCGGUCCCUGGCCCAGAAGGCCGUCAUUCGGGUGAUUCCUCUCAAGCUGGAGCCCCUCACGCUGGAAGGAGUGUUUGCGAGCGUCGCAGAGGUCACCCCAGCCGAAGGGGAACUGCUGCAGUUCCACCCCCUGUCUCUGUGUAACACCAGCGAGGAUGAGCACACGGUCCCAGGAUUUGUCUCCAUCGUCAAACUGGAACGGCCAGAGCGGGAUCUCCACCCGUGCCUGUCGUUGGCCAACAAGGCCAAGCUGGCGGGGGAGAGAGGUGCCCGAGCUGUCCUCUUUGACAUUACGGAUGACCAGAGCGCCGCUGACCAGCUGAGGAAGCCCCGAGGGCUCAGCCAACCCGUCGUUCUAAUCUGGGGCCACGACGCCGAGCUCCUGAUGGGGGUCGUGAACAAUAACCGAGAAGCGCAUGUGAAGAUCGAGGUGAAGGAGAUGCCGGCUUGGCCAGACUAUGAUGUUUGGAUCCUUCUCACUGUGGUCAGCACCGUCCUGGUCAUUGUUUUAAUUUUCAUCGUUCGCACCCGCUGCCAGCCCAGCAGGAGUCGGACGAACGUGCAAGAAGAGACCCUACAAGCGAUCAGACUGCUGGCCACACGGAGGUAUCAGACCCGGCACCGGCCGGCACCCACGGGGGACUCUGUGAGCACUUGCAGCUCCGCUCCCGUCUGUGCGAUCUGCCUGGAGGAGUUCAGCGAGGGCCAGGAGCUGCGGAUCAUCACUUGCUUCCACGAGUUCCACCGGCAGUGCGUGGACCCCUGGCUCCAGCAGCACCAAACGUGCCCGCUGUGCAUGUUCAACAUCAUUGACCGAGUUCCCUCUGCUUUGCCCCUGCAUUCUCGUGAGGAUCCGCGUCACCCGGGCCCCGGGCGGAGGCCUCACUUCUUCCGGCAGCACCCGGGGCGGGCCUUGUACCACUUCCCACGGACGCUUCCUCCCAGGCCCUCCAGGAACUGCCCGGCGAUACUCCCCCACGGCCACCCUUUCUUCCGCUCCCCAGAGCUCACGCAGCUGGAUUUGGGGACGAUGCAUUACUUGCCCUACAGGCCGAUGGGCUUGGAGCCUUGGUGCGGCCACCAGCCGCCUCCUCUCCCCCGUGGCCUGCUGCUUCCCCAGCGGCAGGAGUCACCCGGCAGCGAGCAGCCCCUGCUCUCUCGGUGGCCCUGCCUGCUCCAGCACCAGCCCUCCUGCCGAGGCCUCCGGGCUCCGCUUGCCGCCAGGCCGAGCCGUGGAAUCCGCCACGGGAGGCACCACCCUCACAGCAGCGGCUCCGGGGAGAGCUAUCUCACGGAGCCCAGCGGGUACCUGCCCGACGGCCCCGGGAGCGACUCCAGUUCGGGUCCUUGCCACGGCUCUUCCAGUGACUCCAUGCUAAACUGCACUGACGUCAGCCUCCAGGCCAUCCACGGCAGCUGCUCCACUUUCCGUAGCUCCCUGAGCAGCGACUACGACCCCUUUGCCUUCUGCGGCUCGGAGAAGUCGGCCACGGAAAGCAGGGACGAUCCGCCUCCGCCGUGGAAGGACCCGGGGCCUCGGUCGGUGGAUUCGGCGGGGACGAGCAGAGCCCAGGUGGCCAGUAACCACGUCCAUUACCACCACCACCACCACCGGCACCACCACUAUGGACGGAGCCCACCGGACUGUCCGAACGGCAGGCUGAGUCAAGAGCCCGGUCAACGCAAGGCCAAACCUCCCAGGGCCAAGGCGGGCCCGCACAGUGCCCAAGUUCAAAAAAGGACAGAGAAGAAGGGGCCGCCGUCGGAGGGCGGCUCUGCCCGCCUGGAUGCCUCUCUGGUCGGGCCGUCGACUUGUUUGCCGCAAGGGCCGUGUGAGCCUCCUUUGGCAGAGGCCGACUUGGCCGCCAGCGGAGCCGACGGGCCCUGGAUGCCUCAGAAACGCUGUGUGCAAAUCCCUCCCGGUUGGAGGAGGUGGAAAUGCCCUCUUGGGACUUCUUCCCAGCCCUUUCUCCCCAAAGACCCCGACGCGCCCCCAGACGGGAGGCUCCCCGGCACUUCCGGCCCAGGCUCAGGCAGCUGCUGCUCUCCGGAGACCCAGCCGCUCCUCGCCAGCGUUCCCUCCGCGCCGCCUCCUGCAGCCUCGCCAGAGGUUUCAGAGGGCGCUGCGCUGCACUCCACCCCGGAGCCACAAGAGCGGCGGGAACAGCUCGGGCGACCGGACUGCCAGCCCGCCUCUCCCGGGGAACGUCCGGGGACGGAGGCCGCAGGGACCAACCCAAGCUUUUACCUCAACUGCCAACUGCAGCAACACCUUCAGGGUAAGGCUCGCCCUUUCGAGGGGCAGCGCCCAGCCUCGUUCAGCCCGUUCCGGUGGGAGGCCGAGUCCGAGGCGAAAGGAGCAGGGCGCACGGUGGCUGGAAGCCCUCCAGACGUGGCGGAAACAAUGCGGUUAACGGCAGUAGAAACGCAGGAAGCCCCCCGGUGUUCUAAUAAAUGA